Solanum tuberosum (potato) is the source of this 523-nucleotide messenger RNA. RefSeq names its product protein yippee-like At4g27745. Lineage: Eukaryota; Viridiplantae; Streptophyta; Magnoliopsida; Solanales; Solanaceae. Bases 123 to 467 code for a protein of 114 amino acids. The record is from RefSeq and is a predicted model, not a curated record. The transcript has 2 exons.
UUUGCUUCAAGCAAGCAAGAAAUUAAUCUUUCUACAAACUAAUUGAUCAUUAAAUACUAAUCAAGCUUUAAUUACUUAUUGAUCCUCUUGUUUUGUGAGAACAUUCAAUUUUUUCAACAUAUAUGGAAGAAGGAUUAGUAGGUCCAAGGAUAUAUAGUUGUUGUAAAUGCAGAAAUCACAUUGCUCUUCAUGAUGAUAUUGUCUCCAAAAAUUUUCAGGCAAGAACAGGGAGGGCUUAUUUGUUUACACAUGCCAUGAAUGUAGUGAUAGGGGAAAAGGAGGAAAGACAACUAAUGAGUGGUUUGCAUAUUGUGGCUGAUGUUAAAUGCUUUGAUUGUGGGGAAGUUUUGGGAUGGAAAUAUGAAAAAGCAUAUGAUGAAACUCAAAAGUACAAAGAAGGAAAAUUUGUUCUUGAAAACUUUAAGAUUGUCAAGGAGGGGUUUUAUGAACAUAUCUCAAGUGUAUGAGUUCUCGACGAAAACAUAUUUAGUAUAAUUUUAUAGGAUGAAAUGUGGAACGAAUA